Molecule: messenger RNA, 1503 nt
Organism: Lethenteron reissneri (Far Eastern brook lamprey)
Lineage: Eukaryota; Metazoa; Chordata; Hyperoartia; Petromyzontiformes; Petromyzontidae
Product: E3 ubiquitin-protein ligase RNF12-B-like
Source: RefSeq, a predicted model, not a curated record
AUGUUUCGUUACAGAAUUGUGUUCCAGAGUGCCGACAGAUUUGUGCACGAGUCGCUCAAGGGCCGUCUUUCUCUGGUGGGAGACCUGAACAAAAACGACGCCUCCAUCUCGAUACGAGAUGUCAACAUAAAUGACUUCAAAAGCUACACCUGCCAGCCAGUCCUGUACUACGAGAACCGGGACAAAGUGGUUCAAGUCUCUGACGCAAUUGACCUGAACAUGAAAGGUCAGAAGAUAGAACACAAUCCAAGUCUAUCUGAGAGAACAGAGCUUUCUCAAAUACCUAAACCCCCAACAUUAUGCGAACCCCCAAGGUUUCCUGCACCUCCUAAAAUACCUGAACCUCCUAAGUUGCCUGAACCUUAUCAAAUAACUCAACACCCCAAGACACCGGCACCUCCUAAAAUACCUGAACCCCCUAGGUUGCCUGAACCUUAUCAAAUAACUCAACACCCCAAGACACCGGCACCUCCUAAAAUACCUGAACCUCCGAAAAUAUAUGGACCCUCUAAGACUCCAGGACGCCCUAGGAAACCAAAACCUUCGAAAAAACCUAAAACUCCCAAGAUGCCAGUGCCUAAGACAACAAAAUCUACCGUGACAACUCAACGCCCAUGGAUUUCACACACUCCCAGUAUACAAGAUCCAACUGAGACACCGAUCCAUCUAACCUCCCCCUCAAUGCCUCGCACCCCCAGCCCCACAUUCCUCCAGGUGACCAUUAUCCCCAUCAUUGCGACGGUGCUGAGCUCAGUCCUGUUCCUCCUGGUGCUCGUCGUGUCUGUGUGGGCGAGACGGUCCAAAAAGCGCCGGGCAGGAGACAAGUUUUCUGCGCGCCAGGCUCCCAGCACCGAGCUGCAGGAACUCUCCUUGUGGAACGUGGACAGCGCGGCUCGGAAAGAAUUGGCGCGGGAGUGUCUCGGAAUGCAGGAGCCGCAAGCCAUUGACACUGCCAUCACGUCAGGCUCGGGUGCGAGGACAGGGACAAGGACGGCUGGCAUUGGGAGGACCAGCCAAUCUUUGGCAAAGCAGCCGCCACUGCCUCCGACCAUCCGCACACCACUGUACCAGCAGGUCGUGCGACCCGCGUCUCUUGCCCCCGCCGGCUACCAAAAGACAUUCAGCGACUACCCAAACUACGAGGAAGUCGCUUUGUGUCUCGGAAUGCAGGAGCCGCAAGCCAUUGACACUGCCAUCACGUCAGGCUCGGGUGCGAGGACAGGGACAAGGACGGCUGGCAUUGGGAGGACCAGCCAAUCUUUGGCAAAGCAGCCGCCACUGCCUCCGACCAUCCGCACACCACUGUACCAGCAGGUCGUGCGACCCGCGUCUCUUGCCCCCGCCGGCUACCAAAAGACAUUCAGCGACUACCCAAACUACGAGGAAGUCGCUUUGAAGCCAAUGCAGCUCGCUGAGCACUGGGACGAACACGGUCUGAUCUCGCGGCACCUCAUGAAGGACAACGCGAUGGAGAAUUUUGUACAUGCACUGAAGUUUGCUUAA